This is a messenger RNA of Dovyalis caffra, 2217 nucleotides long. The record is from the annotation of a GenBank genome assembly. Lineage: Eukaryota; Viridiplantae; Streptophyta; Magnoliopsida; Malpighiales; Salicaceae.
AUGAGUAGUCGAGCUCAAAAUUACGAGUUUCAAGAAUGGUGGAACAAGCAACGCGAGUUUCUCGACAAAUCGGACAACACCGCCUUCUUAACCGUCGAGAUCCAUAGCCCUACCUCCGAUCUGACCGUCGAUAAAGGCCACACACGCAGUGCCCGCCAGCUUUCCUGGCUCUGGCUCCUCAAAUUCCAACAACUCGCUUCCUCCCUAGCGUGGCUCACAAACGGCUCUAUCGACCUCCUCCGAACAGCCAAUCGCAGGAUCGCUGCUAGCAAAACUGACUCGCCCUCCGAUUCCUCCAUCUCAUCACGACUUUACAGGAUCAUAAAAUUGUUUUUAUUUCUGGUGGUUCUGUUGUUGUGUUUCGAGUUAGUUGCGUAUUUCAAGGGAUGGCAUUUCAGUCCCCCGUCGGUGGAAUCGGCGGAGGCCGCAGUCGAAAGGGCCUAUGCGAAGUGGUUGGAUUUAAGGGCGAAUUACUUGGCACCGCCGCUGCAGAGCUUGACGAAUGUGUGUAUUAUCUUGUUUUUAAUGCAGUCGGUAGAUCGUAUUGUGUUGAUGUUAGGGUGUUUCUGGAUCAAGUUUAGGAAAUUGAGGCCAGUGGCGGCGGUGGAGUAUGACGGUAGAGAGAAUGUGAAGGAUUAUCCGAUGGUUUUGGUGCAGAUUCCAAUGUGCAAUGAGAGGGAGGUUUACCAACAAUCUAUUGCAGCAUGCUGUAUCCAGGACUGGCCAAAGGAGAGAAUGCUUAUACAGAUUUUGGAUGAUUCUGAUGAGUUAGAUGCUCAGCUCCUUAUCAAGGCCGAAGUACAAAAAUGGCAACAAAGGGGUGUGCGUAUAUUGUAUAGGCAUCGUCUCAUACGCACAGGCUACAAGGCAGGGAACCUGAAAUCUGCUAUGGGCUGUGAUUAUGUAAAAGAUUAUGAGUUUGUGGCAAUAUUUGAUGCAGAUUUUCAGCCUGGGCCUGAUUUCUUGAAGAAAACUAUUCCUUACUUCGAGGGGAAGGAUGACCUAGCAUUGGUCCAAACUAGGUGGGCAUUUGUAAACAAGGAUGAGAACUUGCUUACAAGACUGCAAAACAUAAACUUAUCAUUCCACUUUGAGGUUGAGCAACAGGUGAAUGGUGUUUUCAUCAAUUUUUUUGGUUUUAAUGGGACUGCUGGUGUAUGGAGGAUUAAAGCCCUUGAAGAAUGUGGUGGUUGGUUGGAACGGACAACAGUUGAAGACAUGGAUAUUGCUGUUCGUGCUCAUCUUUGUGGAUGGAAGUUCAUCUAUUUGAAUGACGUUAAGUGCCUUUGUGAACUUCCAGAGUCCUAUGAGGCAUACAAAAAACAGCAACAUCGCUGGCAUUCAGGUCCAAUGCAGUUGUUCCGCUUGUGCUUUGUUGACAUACUCCGUGCAAAGGUGUCUUUUGGCAAGAAAGCAAAUUUGAUAUUUCUUUUCUUCUUACUGAGGAAGCUUAUCCUGCCUUUUUACUCAUUCACUCUCUUCUGCAUCAUUCUCCCACUUACCAUGUUCCUGCCAGAAGCACAGCUACCAGCUUGGGUUGUUUGUUAUGUCCCUGGAAUCAUGUCUAUCUUGAAUAUUCUCCCAGCACCACGGUCAUUCCCAUUCAUAGUCCCAUACCUUUUGUUUGAGAACACCAUGUCCGUGACCAAAUUCAAUGCCAUGAUAUCAGGAUUGUUUCAAUUAGGAAGUUCUUAUGAAUGGGUAGUUACAAAGAAAUUAGGAAGAUCAUCGGAGGCAGACUUAGUUGCAUUUGCUGAAAAGGAAUCUGACCCUUUGGUGGAAACUACCAAUCUCCACAGAUCUUCCUCAGAAUCAGGCCUGGAUGAGCUGAACAAGAUAGAAACAACCAAGAAAACUGGGAAAACAAAAAGAAACCGUUUGUAUCAGAAGGAACUUGCUCUAGCAUUGAUACUGUUAACUGCCUCAGUGAGAAGCUUGCUAUCUGCCCAAGGAAUUCACUUCUACUUCCUAUUAUUUCAAGGCAUCAGUUUUUUGGUUGUUGGUCUUGAUUUGAUUGGAGAACAGGAAGUGCAAAUACCUUAUUGUUCAGAACCACUGAGUUUGUUUCGGUAUCGAAGCAAUUUAUUCAUCUGUUCUGGUCCAAGGUUUGUACCCUAUUUUAUUCACUUAUUGGGUAAAGGACCAUUGUAUCAUUUGGUUGUCACCCCAAUGCUGGAGCUUUUUGGAAGUCUUCCCAGAGUGGUGGAGGUGAACUGA